CUCUUCCGGCUUUCAGCAGCAGUAGUGACAGACGACUCGAAAAACAAUAUGACAGUUUAAACUUUAAACCGAUGGGCUGUGUGCAAGUGACAGCGUCGUGAGCGCUUCCAGACAGUUUCCACUGAGCGCUGAGUUAAAUGUAAUUUCUCUGGACCUGAGGUAGGGACAGAAACAACAAGGAUGCAGUUUCCUCCCACCAACGGAGACUUCACGUUCGUGUCCUCGACAGAAGCUGAAGACCUCAGCGGCACCAUAAGUGCCCCAGACAUCAAGCUGAACCUGGGCGGUGACACCGGUAAAGACCCGUACACCACCACCUUCCUGAGGCAACGAGGCUACGGCUGGCUGCUGGAGGUGGAGGAGGAUGAUGGGGAAGAGAUCAAACCUCUCCUGGAGGAACUGGACAUUGACCUGAAGGACAUCUACUACAAGAUUCGAUGUGUCCUGAUGCCAAUGCCAUCGCUCGGCUUCAACCGGCAGGUGGUCAGAGACAACCCGGACUUCUGGGGCCCUCUGGCUGUGGUGCUGCUCUUCUCCAUGAUCUCCAUCUAUGGACAGUUCAGGGUUGUGUCUUGGAUCAUCACCAUCUGGAUAUUUGGAUCAUUAACAAUCUUCCUGCUGGCACGUGUUCUUGGUGGUGAGGUUUCAUACGGCCAGGUUCUUGGAGUGAUUGGAUAUUCCCUUCUUCCUCUCAUCGUUAUAGCCCCUCUGCUGUUAGUGAUCAGCCGAUUCGAGGUUGUCUCUACACUAAUCAAACUGUUGGGAGUGUUCUGGGCUGCUUACAGCGCUGCUUCACUGCUUGUCGGAGAUGAAUUCAAAACGAAGAAGCCCCUUCUCAUAUAUCCCAUUUUCCUUUUGUACAUAUACUUCCUAUCGCUAUAUACUGGUGUGUGAUCGGAGGAGUGGAGACUGGACCUUCUAAUGGACAGUUACUCUGGAUCAUAGGGGAAUAAGUCAAAACUUCGGGAACCAGGAUUUUUUAAAAAGGUGUUUAUUUCUUUUUUUAAGUCUGUUAAACUCCAGAUGACAGGGAUGCUGGGAAUACAGUAUGUAUCAAUGUAUAUAGUUUUGUCCCUUUUGUCUUUCGUCAAUAAAAUGUUUGUUGUUUGCACAGCUUCAACUUUGGUAUGCAGACUUCUCGCUCACCAGUGCAAUACAGUCACUUUUGUCCUAUGUUUAUUUGUAGAUCAUAAAGCUUGAAAUAAUCAGAGUUCAACAUUAAUGUAAUGCUUUUUUUAUGAUAUAACACUAAAAAUGUUUUGCCAAAUAUUCGUGGCUUUUUUUUGCAUUUUGAAGGAAUAAGAAAAGCAGCACCAUAGAAGAAGAUUGUUGAUCAGAAGGUUCUUUAUUGUUGUUCACUGUAAUGUACUAUGAGAAAUGUACAUUUAUGCUUUUAAUGUUUCAUGGACUUGUCAGUUGAUUUAUGGAUUAGGCAGCCGAUCAGAUGGACAAGGGCAGUUACAGUGAUAUGAACCAUUGUCUACUGAAUGUGGUGCCUUGUUUUCCCUUCCAUGAGUCUUGUUUGUCACUACAGGAAUAUAAUUAUUUGAUCAACAAUUACAGUAAAUUAUAAGAGAAAUCAUUUGGUAUUUACUGACUUAUUGCUGCUUAACAUACUGUCAACACAGCUGGUCACCCUAAUAUAAAAAUGAAUGCUGUAGAUUAAUCACAUUUGUGUUGGUCUCCAAUGGAUUCGCUCACAAAACCUCUUUCAAAAUAAUGGCUUUUGAAUAAGUUGCUACAUGCUAAUGCUAAACAUGUUUUAAAUGUCAAUGGUUGUCGGUUGUCACAUUAGAGAAGUGAUUAAAUUAAUUGUACUCUUAAUGUGUAUAGUGAUUCUACAGCUGCACUACUGCUUCGAUGAGGCUGGACUUAAACUCAGCAGUGCUUUCAGUGGAAAUCAUGUGAACAUGCUUUAAUGAUGACCAUUUCCAACAUGUGAAACUGUCUUAGCAUCACACACAAAUUUGCUUCAGCAGACAUUUUUAGAGUGAAGUAGGACCUCUCAACGGCCUAACAGGAGGUUCAGUGAAUAAAAAUGAUGAAACGCAA
Molecule: messenger RNA, 2052 nt
Organism: Limanda limanda (common dab)
Lineage: Eukaryota; Metazoa; Chordata; Actinopteri; Pleuronectiformes; Pleuronectidae
Gene: yipf4
Product: Yip1 domain family, member 4
Exons: 6
Coding region: 181-894 (237 amino acids)
Biological process (GO): endoplasmic reticulum to Golgi vesicle-mediated transport; vesicle fusion with Golgi apparatus
Cellular component (GO): membrane; trans-Golgi network
Source: RefSeq, a predicted model, not a curated record